AUGAGCUACAGCCAAGGCGGCUACGGCCAGCCAGUGACGAGCCAAGUGCCUGGGCAGCCAUACCCUGCAGGCUACCGGGCUCCACAGCCAACGACAUAUCGAGGGCCAGCUCCGAGACCAGCUGCGCCCUACGGUGCCUAUGGCGCACCUGCCGGCUCUCUCAGGCAGCCUCCCACGCCAGGCUUUGGCUCAGCGCAAGCUAUCAACGGAGCGUACGGAUCAGGGCAAGGGCGUCAAGCAACGUCUGCCGCUCAACAAGCGCCUGCGACAACGACACAAAUUCUUCAGCAGCGAUACGCUGGACAACCGAUAUACAACGAUCAAGGGUCUGGCAAUAGACUCACACUCUCCCUGCGCUGCGGAUUGACAGAGGAAGUCGAUUUCGCGUUAGGCAGGCUGGCAGAGAUCUCUCAAGCCGACCCAGAUUUGCUCCCCCUCAAGGAUCUGCCGGGCAUGCUAGAAGCUCUGCUAUCGCUGAUCCAAGACGCCCUGGUCGAGCACGAGCAGCUCGUCAAAUAUGCACACUUCAGUCGCGCAGAGCCAAACGCGGUCAUUCGGCGAGGGCUAGAGGCUGGCUUGAAUAUUCGCAAUCUCGUUCUGUCGCGCAAGAAUGGUCAGCAACUCGCAUCUAAUAGACGGCUCUUUCAGUGUCUUGCAGACAUACUCGAAGCCAAAGGCGACGCAACGUUGCCCGAUACCCCAGACCUGACCGAGCUGAAGGUGUACGCGCUCGAUAUCCUAGAAGUCAUCGGCUCGGUCGUAGAGCUCGUCGAUCCUGCCAAGAGCCGCCCGGAAGAUCCAGCUGCUCGCUUCUUUCCUGUGCUCGUUCAGCUCACUCAGUCAUCAGAUCGAGCUCUCGUGCUUGCUGCCUUCCGUGCCUUGUCUGUCUUUGCCCGCGAGGAUUUCAACGAGGAUUUCUUCACUUGUCGACCAGCGAAAGACAGAGCGGUGGGGGAUGUCGGGAAGAGCAACAUCAAGGAUCUGCUCAUGGUGCCCCUCAAUCGCGCUCUGGAGCUUCUGCCAUUGAAAGACGCAGAUCUCGUCCUAGCAGCGCUGGAAUAUGUAUACGAUCUCACGAGCAAGCCAGCGAAUGCGACAUUGAUCGUUCGCCGGCCGGACAUCCUAGCCAUUCUUCGGCUCCUACUCGCUCGAUUUGGCCACGGUGGCUUCCGCGAGACCUGGCAGGUCGAGAACAAGAGCACAGCCACAAGGAUGAUCAGCUAUGGACCCAUCACACGCGCAGAGUGGUUCAGAGACGCAGGCGACACCUCACUGAACCCUCGCGAACUCAUGCGACUUCUCGAGGUCAAGGAACCUCAGAGAGCAAUAGAUUGGAUGAGAUCGGUAUUCACCUCGGACGAGAUCGGCGAGGUCACUCAGGUGAAUUUGUGGAAUGCCUACCGAGCUGCAUUCGAGCAAUUUGCUGCGCAAUACGCCAUGCUUCCUGCUGCAGAUGUCAUCAAACAUACAACAGACGCUUUCCCUGACGCCGUACCGAUGGUCCAGAUGCUACCCACAGUCGGAGCUGAUGGCCGGCCUGAGAAGAAGUUUGUCAUCAAAGGUAUCAGACCUCGGACGAGGAUAGAUCUUGCGCGAGUGUAUGCUUGUCAAUGGCGAGAUUGCAAAAUGCAGCCGGGCGCGACGCCAGACCAGCUAUACAGUCACAUCAAGACGCACUUGUACGGCGACUUACCAGCGGAGCAGAGUCCGCAAGACCAUCUGCGAUGUCAAUGGUCAGACUGCAAGUUUGCGUCGAGCAGGCCAGCAAGCACACCCCUCUCGGCCGUCGAGGUCGAUCUACACGCGCGAACGCACAUACUAACCGGCUAUCAGCAAGCUCAAUUGCCGCCUGAACCUGCCGCUCCGACUUCGUCAGGACCAGCGACAGCGUUCGACUAUACGAUCUGGUCUGCGGCAAUGAAUGAUUCGGGCGAUUUGACCGGUCCAGCACUGAUCGCAGCACUGAUCGUACGCAAUCUCGCUCGCUCGAUUCGCACGGCCGCUGUGCGAGCUUACUCAAACACGAACGACAAGUACGGCAAUGGUAUCAGCUUUCAAGGCCGCACGAACCCCGAAGCGGACCAGGAGCAGGAGCAGAGUGAGGGUCAAAGCGAAUUCAAAGCGAUUGCAGAUGCAGGCCGAGACGCGCUCGCUAGUCUCGAGCCUCAGAUCGUCGAGUUCUGCUCAUCCAGCCGGCCCCUCUCACAGUACUGUGCAGAUAUCCUGGAGUCCAUCUCGGCGGUCGAGCGACUCGUUGCUCAGUAG
This is a messenger RNA of Mixia osmundae IAM 14324, 2265 nucleotides long. RefSeq lists its product as uncharacterized. The record is from RefSeq and is a predicted model, not a curated record. The transcript is spliced from 4 exons. Gene Ontology annotation, biological process: regulation of DNA-templated transcription. Gene Ontology annotation, molecular function: DNA binding. The coding region runs from base 1 to 2265 and encodes 754 amino acids. NCBI's taxonomy places the organism in Eukaryota, Fungi, Basidiomycota, Mixiomycetes, Mixiales, Mixiaceae.